Molecule: messenger RNA, 2708 nt
Organism: Esox lucius (northern pike)
Lineage: Eukaryota; Metazoa; Chordata; Actinopteri; Esociformes; Esocidae
Product: CMRF35-like molecule 1
Exons: 10
Coding region: 12-1184 (390 amino acids)
Cellular component (GO): plasma membrane
Molecular function (GO): transmembrane signaling receptor activity
Source: RefSeq, a predicted model, not a curated record
CAAACAUUCUCAUGGCUCCCCACCUCUCCCUCCUCAUCCUCUUCCUCAUCUUCUCCAGAUCCUCAGUGGGUAAGUAUCUGGAUGUACAGACCGGAGGUUCUAUCACCAUCCCAUGUCACUAUGAUCAGAAAUAUAUACACUACGUCAAAUACUGGUGUAAAGGAUUUUAUUGGAAUUCCUGCAAUUAUGCUGCACGCACAGACAAAACUAUGGGAACUAAGACCUCGAUAUCAGAUGACCUCAUACGGAGAGUCUUCACUGUGACCAUGACUGAUCUGACCCCAGCGGACUCUGACUAUUACUGGUGCGCUGCAGAGAUAAAUAAAGGACCAGAUAUCAGGAUACAACAGUUCUACCUAUCUGUCACAGGUGCUCCAGGACUCUAUGUGGAGCAGCAACAGGUGACUGGAGUGGAAGGAGGGAGUGCCACUGUCUGUUGUUACUAUAGUAACACUGGAGAUGUGGCGUGGUGUAGAGUAGGUGUUCCUUGUGUGUGGUAUUCGGGGACUUUAGAUGGAGCAUUAGGAAGAAUAAAUCUGGCCAUGGAUGCUAAGAACAGAAAAGUCUUAACAGUGACUAUGAGUGACCUGAAGAUGGAGGACGCUGGCUGGUACUGGUGUUCAGUGGGAGACCUUCAAAUACCUGUUCAGAUCACUGUUAAACCACACUCAGUCACAACACUGAGUACCACCACCAACCACAAAACCCAAUCACCAGACAAUCCACAAACAUCUUCCACUUCAACUUCUGGCCCUGUGGUGAACACUUCUCAUCGUACUGACAGCUCAUCUGGUCUUGUAGAAGACAACGCCACCCAAGAAGUUGAGGGUAGAAAACAGAAGAAAUACCAUCAAUGGUUGGAUGAUCUGAAAAUCCUGUUGAUUCCUCUGGUCAUGUUGCUGGUGUUGAUAGCUGGUGUCCUAGUAGCAUGGAAGAUGUGGAGAAAGCAUGGAAACAAUAAAGCCAAUGACCAGCCAACCAAUACAGCGCAUAACCCAUUUCCCAGUGAUGAUGCCAGUACUGUCACAUACAGUACUAUUGCCCUCAAGAGAAAGACCCAGCAAGAUUUACAGACCAAGGCAGAACCAGAGGAUAAUGUGGUCUACAGUUCAGUAGCCCACCACCUGACCAGAAAGGCAACAGGACCAGAUGAUAAUGUCCUCUACAGUUCAUUAGUCCUAUAGGUGACAAAAGAGCAGGUGGCAGCAGCAUAGCAGUGACUGACCAGACUUGUAUGGACACUGCUGUUAAAUCCCUAAUGAACUCCUCCUCACUCCACUUCACCAUCGGCCCUCCAUUUGCACACUCAUGUGUUUCGGCCAUUUGCACACUCAUGUGUUUCAGCCAUUUGCACACUCAUGUGUUUCAGCCAUUUGCACAAGAGUUCCAACUGCUGAAGGAACAAAAAAAAAAAAUACAAUAAUGCAGACUCCACAGGUAAAGUGGAUUCCCAUAAGUCACCACAUUAUUUAUGAGCAAUGAACAAAACACCACCUUAAUUACAUUGCAAUUGUUAAUGUUUUACUGCUAAUAGAUUUUAAUUUCAUUCUUGUUUUAUUCAUUAAAAAAGGCCCAUUCAUUUCAUCAUUUUAAUUACCAGUGUGUCCCAAUGUUGAUGCAUUUAUUAAUCAGAUCCUGGGAAGGUAAAGGGUUAAAACCUCUGCGCCCUGUGAGUUCUGGGGGCGGCAAUAACAGCCUGAGGGCAUCAGAUGCCCCACCUGGGUGGUCAACUGGCAGACCCAGCAGCUGUUGUUCAGAUACGACUGGUGUUUUGGAAAUUCUUGAACUGAUGUUUACUUAGUCCUGUACAUGUAUAAAUGGGUUACUAGUUAAACCACUUAUCUCUCUAUGGAAGUAACCUUCUGAAUAUCGCAUUGAGAGAAAAUGUAGAACUCUGACCAGCACGCGUCACACCCCCAUCUCAUGACUGGAGAAGCAGGGAGUUCUUCACAUAAGGGCUAGACCCUAAACAUGGCUGGAUGAGAUUGGUUUUUGCAUGGACAUUGCCAAUGAAGUCUUCCACCAUUUUAAAGUGGUCUCUUGACUGGGACUUCUAACUUUAAUGGUUGAUCCCUCCUGAUGAACUGGUUAGGAUUCCCACCGGGUCAUCAGGAGGGAUCAGCCAAUGAAAUGUAUUUGUGAAUGGCCCAUAAUUUUGCGUAACACAGAUUCAGACAUGCCCCUCUGAACCUGUGUGUGUGGUGUCAUGGUGGUGGGAGUCAGCAGAACCAGCUGCUCCAUUGAGAACAUUUAUGUUUCUUUCCAGUUUUAUUUCCAGUUCUGUGUGAGUUUUUGGCAAUGUGCAAAUGUAUCUUCAUCUGACAAUAUCUGAAUGUUUUAUAUGUGACCACCUUCUUCCAUUGCUCCAUGGUCCAGUUCUGAUGCUCAUAAUGUAUGCCCAUUGUAGGCGCUUCCUGUAGUGGAUGGGUCAGCAUGGUCCCCCUGACUGGUCUGUGGCUACGCAGCCCCAUACGCAAUAAACUGCAAUGCAUCGUGUGUUCUGACACCGUUCUAUCAGUACCAGCAUUAACUUUUUCAGCAAUUUGAGCUACAGUAGCACAUCUGUUGGAUCAGACCAAGUGGACCAGCCUUUGCUCCCCAUGUCCAUCAUGGAGCCUUGGCCUCCCAUGACCCUGUUACCAGUUCACCACUUUUCCUUCUUUGGAACACUUUUGAUAGGUACUGACCACUGCAGACCGGAAACACCC